AUGUCUGACACCGAUGAUGAUCAGGUUGCAGCAUUUGGCCGCACCGACAGCGAUGAGUCCUUAGUUUUGAUGACCUCUGCUUUGGCAUCUAACGUCAACUCUGUCCAAGAGACCCCUGGGGACCUGUUCGACGCCCCCAAUGGCGCUGCUCUGAUCCAUGCGUGCAACUGCCAGGGCACCUGGGGCUCAGGCAUUGCCCGUGCAUUUCGUGACCGGUAUCCCGCCGCCUACGAGAUCUACCGCAGCCACUGCCUCACUUACCUAGAUCACCCUGUCACCAACAUCAUCACCAACCUACGCGAUGAGGACCCGCACCCCUCUCUCGCUGUCCACCGUCCCCUUGGCACCGCACUCAUUAUCCCACCCCAGCAGAGUGACUUUAUCCUACACCGCAGACGCCACUGGAUAGUCUGUCUCUUUACCUCGGACAAGUACGGCAGUCGUGCGGAUUCGGAGGAUAUGAUUGUCAAUAGCACUUUUGCUGCCCUCCAGGACCUAAGUGGACAGCUGCGAGGCCUCUCCCAGCAGUCCUCCGAGACCCAUAAUGAGAGACCCCAGGGCCUCUACUCCAACCGCUUCUGUACUGGUUUGUUCAACGUUCCCUGGGAACGCAUUCGUAAAUUGAUCAACACAGUCGGUUUGCAUAUCAACGUGUACCACCCCUUUGAAGCCAGCCGCCGCCGCGCUCGCCCCAUUCGCAUAGAGCGCCCCAGUGAGGAUCACCAGGACUGA
This is a messenger RNA of Penicillium mononematosum, 732 nucleotides long. RefSeq lists its product as uncharacterized. Lineage: Eukaryota; Fungi; Ascomycota; Eurotiomycetes; Eurotiales; Aspergillaceae. Gene Ontology annotation, biological process: peptidyl-glutamate ADP-deribosylation. The coding region runs from base 1 to 732 and encodes 243 amino acids. The record is from RefSeq and is a predicted model, not a curated record. The transcript is spliced from 3 exons.